AUGAUAAUAAGACAUGCAGCCCGCGCGGGCCGCCGCGCUCUCGCCCAGAACCCGUCGCAACUCUGGAGAAGAUUUCUGUCCACGCAAACCGACUCUUUCGAAACCUCCGCUGAGAACAGCUUCAAGCAGCUGCACUCGCUUGAAGGCCAGUUCAAUGCCACUGCUCCAAUUCAAGAUGCAGUACCCUCCUUUGAUCCCGAGACGGCCACGUCAAACCCUCUCUCUGCGCAAGUCACCGAGUCUGUCGCGGAGCAGUACCACCGGUUCAAGCAGCAGCAGGCGCACAUAGGCAAAAUCGGCUCAGACAUCUCGCCGCACUACCAGCCGCACACGCUGCUCAACAAUCCCCCUGCACCCGCUGACGUUACGCUCGAGCUUCUCCUUGCAUCUGAAGCUCACCAGGGCCAUGCCACCUCACUCUGGAACCCCGCAAAUGCACGUUACAUCCACGGUAUCAGACAAGGUGUGCACAUUAUCUCGCUCGAAGCUACGGCCGCCCACCUGCGCCGUGCCGCAAAGGUCGUCAAGGAGGUGGCUAAAAGAGGUGGCCUCGUCCUGUUCGUCGGGACCCGCGAGGGACAGGACCGUGCUGUUGCGAGAGCCUCCGAGCUGGCAAAGGGGUACCAUCUGUUUGAGCGCUGGAUCCCGGGUAGCAUCACCAACGGGCAGCAGAUCUUGGGCAAGUGCCUCACCAAGGUGGUCAACGAGAAGGACGAAGAGAUCCCUGGGUUCGAAGAGCAGCUGUACGAUAGGCCGGUGCUGCGGCCUGACUUGGUCGUCUGCUUGAACCCGCUGGAGAACUACGUCCUGCUGCAUGAGUGCGCGCUGAACAAUAUCCCAACAAUUGGUGUCAUCGACACCAAUGCGGAUCCUACAUGGGUCACUUACCCUAUUCCCGCCAACGACGACAGUCUCCGCUGCAUUCAGGUAAUUGCCGGUGUCCUCGGCCGCGCAGGCGAAGCAGGGCAGAAAGAACGUCUCACCCUCGCCGAAAACGGACAGGUGACGUACCGCCCUGCAGAGAACCUGCAGCUCCCUGAGGCCCUACAAGACAAGGAGAAGGCUGUAGCCGCCGUUGAAGAAGACUCGGAGCUCAACCUGGAUAAGAGCCUGGAGGACGCAGAUGAGCUCGAAGACAAGCUUGACCAGGCGAGGAAUCAUGAGAUCGGCGACCACGAGGCACGGGGCAUCAAGAAGAUCGACUAA
Didymosphaeria variabile is the source of this 1206-nucleotide messenger RNA. RefSeq lists its product as uncharacterized. The transcript has 4 exons. Gene Ontology annotation, biological process: translation. Lineage: Eukaryota; Fungi; Ascomycota; Dothideomycetes; Pleosporales; Didymosphaeriaceae. Bases 1 to 1206 code for a protein of 401 amino acids. The record is from RefSeq and is a predicted model, not a curated record. Gene Ontology annotation, molecular function: structural constituent of ribosome. Gene Ontology annotation, cellular component: ribosome; mitochondrial small ribosomal subunit.